This is a messenger RNA of Epinephelus fuscoguttatus (brown-marbled grouper), 10029 nucleotides long. RefSeq names its product synaptotagmin-like 2b (gene sytl2b). Gene Ontology annotation, biological process: exocytosis; intracellular protein transport. The coding region runs from base 2647 to 7461 and encodes 1604 amino acids. The transcript is spliced from 18 exons. NCBI's taxonomy places the organism in Eukaryota, Metazoa, Chordata, Actinopteri, Perciformes, Serranidae. The record is from RefSeq and is a predicted model, not a curated record. Gene Ontology annotation, molecular function: neurexin family protein binding; small GTPase binding. Gene Ontology annotation, cellular component: exocytic vesicle; plasma membrane.
CUACUACUAUCUACUGCCAUAGUAUUUAAAAUGAGCUCCACCUUUAUGAGUCAUUCUACAUGUGUAGUACUUUUAUGUUUGGUGCUUUAAGCAUAUUUUAUGCUCAUAAUUUGUACUUUUACCUUUUUUAAUGCAGGACUUAAACUUGUAACAGAGUAUUUUUACACUGUAGUAUUAGUACUUUGACUUCAGUAAAAGAUCUGAGUGCUUCUUCCACUGCUGGACUGAAUCAUUUCUAACCCUUACUUUUGACAAUCUGUGCCGGAACUUCUGUUAAAAUAAAUGAUUCUUAAAAUUUAAGGUAAAGACAUUCAGUUCUGGACACCAGUUAAAACUAAUAUCUCCCCUCUAACGCCAUUUUUAUCUCCAGGAUACGUAGUAAAUCAAAUUAAAUGUAGUUUGCUAAACAGAAACCAACUUGUAGACAAGAAAACAAUUCAAGCAGCUUGUUCAUUUUGAUCUCAGAAUCGGCAGCUGUACAAAGACAUGUAUAGUUUGGACCUGGCAUCAUUUUACUGUCAGUUACUGUAGAACAAAGAUGACCAGAGACCAUCUUGCAAUGGGAUCACUCCAGCUGUGAUACAGUGAUCCGCGACCUAGAAAAAAUGUGAGCAGAAGCAUAAAGUGGAAGGCCAAUGGCCCCUUCCCUACUUCCUACCCCCCUCGGACCACACCCAUCUUUGAUCUUGACCUUUAUUGAGAUCUCAGGUACACAUCUGUAAAAUAUAUGACUGCAUCUUGCACAGUUGCCAUGCUCUGCGUGUCCACUGACAGAUAGACAAAUAAACCCCUGGGAAAAUACUUAAAACAACUUCUGAUAUAGUUCCGGCUACAGUAGGUGUCACCUGGACCAUAAUUUGCUAAAAUGACACGCACACACUGCAAACACACACAACAAUACCAGCCACUGCAAUGUUGUUGCAGCUGAUGAGGAGUUGUUGCUCUUACAGAAUAAAUGUUGAGACAGACAGUCAGUUUGUCUGUGGAACUCUAACCUGUGAGUCAACAACCAGUUCCCUAAAUAAACAUGCAAAAGUUGCACAAAGGAUAUAUUUAAAUUAGCUCUCUAAAGGUGUAUGAGCAGCAGUGAAAGAAGCACUCAGGUCCUUUAAGAACACAAGUUUAAUCAGAAAAAUGGACUUAAAGUUUCCAGAGUGAAAGUGGUCGUUCUCCGGAAAAUGUUAUGAAAUUGACGAAUGAUUUGUGAGCAGCAUUUAAGAUUUACAGCCGUUCGAGGUGGAGUUAGUUUGAAAUACUUUAUGCAGAGUUCGGUAGUUUUGUAGUGUGGUUUCCAACCUGAGGGUCGGGCACCUCCAAAGGGUCACAAGAUGGAUCUGAAGGGUCAACACAUUCUCACUCCGACCUCGUCACAUAUCGACGUUUGGUCAUGGACCUUCCACGUCUGGAUACGAUGUGCAAGGUACCCUGGGUGUGUUGGUUGUUGCAUUGUCUUCGUUCAAAAUACACUUGGCUUUUUCACAGGAAAUGUACCGUUUAUGUACAGUCUCUUCAAAAUAAACGCACUACAUCGGUACAACACCGCAAAUUGAUUUAUUUUUUUUUUCCUAACACAACAGACACACGUGGUUAGGUUUCGGCAACAAAAGCACAUGAUUGGGUUUAGGAAAAAGAACAGGGUUUGGCUUUAGAAUCUUUUGGGACACAAACACCAUCCUCCUGGUUGAUAGUUGGUGUGUGUUUGACCCAUCCACCACCCUUCCCACCCGUUCUCUUUGGACUUUCACCGGCUUAACUUCUGUUCUUGUCCCACAUUUCCCCUGACACCGCCGAGCACUGUUAAACUACAAUGGCGACCAGCCGCAUAUCACGCUGACAUUAAAGGACAGCUUUUUUAAUAGUGUCUUAUGCUGCAAGUCACUGCCCAAGCGCUGGAUUUCGACGACUUCAGAGUGAGACCGGGCUGGAGGGGUCAAUAAUUAAUUGAGGAUUUACUUCCUUGGGCCUCAAACAGUCACUUAAAAGAAACUAUCUGAGAAGUCUGUUGAGAAACUACGCUAUAGACAUUUUAAAUGUGUCAAAAGACCCCAACUAGUCCCUUGUUUAUUGUUUGGUUUGUUAUGUUCUUGUUUUGUAAGUUUUCAUAAACUACAAUCAUUGGAAGCCACUGGUUUGUUGCACUUUAUGAGCUCAUAAUUUUUUGAAAUCUUCUUUAAAGUGACUAGUAGCCCAGGUGGUACAAAUACCUUUCCCUCUGUGGAGGUAUAAUGAAACAUAAAAUGGAUAUACUCAAAUAAAAUACAAGAACCUCAUAACUUCACAUGAAUGAGUUCUUGAGUAAAUCUACUUGGUUAUUUUUUGUCACUGUUUCUGAGCAGAUAGAGAAGCUCCACUGAUUCAUGUGUCACUUUACAAUCAUUUGGGGAAAUUGCUGGAAUGUCAGUGUGCUGCAGAUGUUUCUGAUUUAAAUAGGGCUACUGGGCGUCACUGCCCUCACUAACCUUAAUCAGAAACUUAAGGAACGUAAGGAAGUCACUGUAGGUCAGUGGUGGUGUAGGAUGGCACGCCGUAGUUAUGGUCACUUAUUUAAGAAACAUCUCACCAAACACCAGCUAAAGACUAAUAUAUGAGAGCAAAAACUAGGAUAUGACUAUGUGAAUUUGUUGCCACACAGUUUGCCCAACAGUGAUGGAACCAGUUGGUGGUUUCUCCACGCUUGCUAGUUUCCACACCGUUCUGCUGAGAGAAACAGGAGGAGAAGGAGGAACCACCAUGAUUGACCUGAGCUACCUGACGGAGGAGGAGCAGGGGGUGAUAAUGGCCGUGCUGAGGAGGGACGCCGAACUGAAGAAGGCUGAGGAGGAGAGAAUCAGGAAACUUGAGAAACUUCUGGAUGGCACCCCGCAGUCAGAUCCAGGGCUCAAGUACCUGACUGGAGAGUGGUUUUACGAGGCCAAGUCUCGCAGACACAUGGACAAGAUCCACGGCUCGGAGAUCAUCUGGGCCUCCAUGAAGCAGAGGAGACCUGGUUUAGAUGCUUCUCCCAGAAGUGAAAGAUCCAACACACCCAGCAUUCAAGGCUCAGACAUUGUCCCUCCGCCGAAGCCUGCCAGAUGUUUUGACGAACUACAGCCGCAGAGGAUCAAUGGUGUAGAACAAGAGAAUGUCAGUACAGCAGUCCGCUCUCCAAGGACGCCGAGGCAGAACCCUUUCAACCGCGCAUCCCUUAUCCUUGUUGAGCCACCUGAAAAUGAUGAUGACAUGCCAGCCACGCAGGUCCAGGAGUCGUCUGAGACAGAGCCUAUAUCUCCACUGAGAAACCACACAGCAGAGGCCGGUCAGACUUCAGGGGGCUCCCUCACAUCAGAGGGCUCCUCUGUAGGUUUCAGGCCAGUGCCAAAGAAGAGGACAUUUCUCACAAGAUGUACCCCCAGUCAGCCAGAAAUCAACUACCUGGUGUUAGAAAGUCAGGGAGGGUCAGUAGGGAUUGUUCCCGCCCCAAGACGGAGCCUCCAGCGAGGGUCCAGUGAGAGCUCUAACCAGUCCUUCAUAAAGGGCCAAGAUGAAAUGCCUCAGGAAAGUGUUUCUAUUCAAUCUCAGUCUGCUCAGCCAUCCAAACCUCUAGAUGAAAACUUACAGCAGGCACUCUGUGAUGUAUCUCAGGUUUCGCCUUAUUCCAGUCUGGAGAGAGAAAGACACUCACCCUCUAUAACAAGAGACAGACUAGCCACAUUCACCAAGAGUGAAGCACCGACUGACACAGAGAUCCCAAAGGAGAGCGAUGAACGAGAUGAGUGGACACAAAGAGAAUAUGAGGCGUUGAACGCUGUUGUCCUGCACACCGCCAGCAUUCAGGAUUCAGACAGAGGAAACAGCAGCAGUGUGGAAAAAGUAAUGAUGCAGGAAGAACUGAGUUUGCCCCAAAGCACCGUGGAUCCAGAUCCUCCAGUAUCUUAUGAUCUCCACUACAUUGAUAAGUCUGAACAGCAAACGCAAAAGAAAUCAAAUCAGAAACAUGCAUUUCAAUUAUCCACUCAGUCCACCAGUCCCACUGGUGAUGAGGACUCCAUUGCAAAGGUGCUGGACUGGUUCAACCGCAGCACAGACAACCUUGAUUGGACAGAUGAUGAUCCAAAGGCCACAAAGAGCUCUGAUAAACAUGUAGAAAACAGCAAAUUAAGAGGUGCGGAUUCAUUAGAGUUAAGAGCAACAGACAGAAUAAGCAACAGGGAAGUGAUCGAAUUACAAGAAGAGGUGAAGAAGGAUACGAGAGACAGAAUGCAGUCACAGGAAGUUAAUGAUAACAACGAUGAAAGCCAGCCACCCCAAAUCUCUCAUUUGAUGUCAUUUUGGGAGAAAAGCAAUGCAGGACCUAAAAUACGUACAAGCAAAACAAUUACACCCACCAAAAAAGGACAAAAACCUUUACAUCUCUCAGCGGAGAAAGAGGAGGAAAAAGUUAACAAACCCCACAGAGCACCAGAUAUACCCUCUGAUCCAGGCAUAUACAAUGGGAAGGGGAUUUAUUAUAGGUCCACCUCAAAUCAUGAGGAUGAAGGAGAACAGGAAGAUACUGGAAAUAGUGCUCACUUAGAUAAUUACUUGGAGGCAGACACUCUGGUGAUGAAUACCUCAACUCACAGGAACAAUUAUGACCCAACAAACAACUCAGAUUAUUUAAAGUCAGCAGCCAGUCCCCAAGUAAGUGACGGAAGAGGUUCAGACACUGAGAUUUUAUGUGUAACCACACUUGGUCCACAGCCUAAGGCACCCAUCCACCAUCCACAACCUGACAGUAUUUCUCAAUCUAGAGAAACCCCACCGCAAGACGAACUGUCCGAGAGCAUUUCGGUAUCUCAGCUGAAUACAGAUCCAGACUCUGAGAAGCUCUGUUUGUCCAGAAGCAGCCCAUAUAUGGACUACGAGCAAGGUGAUAUACAAGUCACACCCAAAACACGAAUGCAGAGAAGUUCAAGGGAGGAUGUAAAGUUGAGGAACAGUGAGGAUAUCAGCUUGCAAUCAAACAUCUCUCCCAAACAAAAGGAGGAUACGUCUAGCAGUACUCACUCAAACAGACAAAGUUUACAGAAUCAAGAAAGCAGUGCAGAGAAGAUAAAGCAGCUCAGAUCCUUCUGGGAGCAGGAGGGGAACAAACCUAUUUUUUACACCAGCAAACCUAAAGCUCUUGGGAAUAGUAAAGUUGCUCAUGGUGCAAAUCUAGCAAAACUGAAUAAGAGACAUACAAAGUCGGAGUUCGACCUGACGUUAAUUGGAAAUGAUUUUGGCAGCGAUGAGGAAGACUCUGCUCCAAAUCCUUACAAUUUUACUGUUCUUCCAUUGAAUCAGAGAAUAGAAAAACCGUCCCCUCUCCUGGGCAAGAACCGAACACAGUUUAACAGUUUGCGUGAGUUCUGGGGUGAGGCGGCAUCAGAUACCAAGAAAACAUUGCCAAUUGACAAACCCAAAAGCCCCAAGAGAAAAGAGCAAAUAAGAUUCCAGCUGUCAUCUCAGGAGUUAAAGUACGAUGACCCAGAGGUUUACUGUGUAUCAGAGACAACAAGACCACCUGCCCUGAAAUCGUCUCCACCUCUUCCAAACCGAUCAAAGGUGCCUCAUGAUAGACAGGUGAGGUCAAGAGCAAAAGACGGUGGCAAAAACAGUCUGUCUAAUUAUAUAACUGAUGAAUCCAAAAGGAGCUCAAAAGACUCAGAUCGAGAGGAUAAAUCCACGAAACCACCAAGCAUUUCUGAAAGAGAGACUCGUUCUCUAAAGUACAGAAGAGAUAGCUUUAGUAAUUCGAGCAGUCGUAAGAAUUCCAUGCGUCGUGCCGCUAGCAUGUUCGCUUUGAGUGUUCCUGAUGAACAAGAACUUCAGAUGGAUGUAAGCCCCAUCCACUCCCUGAGCAGAAAGCACAGGCAGAACGCUGAAAAAGGUGCCUCACCGAGAAGAUUGCCAGAGGAAACCGAGACUCCACGUGCACGGGCAUGUGUUCCCAAAGAUUACCGGCAUUACCUGGGCAUGACUGAUGACACCAGCGUCCACACCUCUCUUGCUCCGGCUGUGAAGGCCGAGCAGUCGGAAGGAAUGCCUGGGUAUGAGUUUGACGUGAGUGGGCCAGUGAGGGCCAGCACUCCAGUAAGCUCCGAGGAGCAUUACAGCAGGAGGGGCGGCAAGACUAGUCAGCGCCCCCUUUGGGCAAACUACAGCAGUUCAGACGCAGGUCAGGAGUCAUCUGUGAGCAGCACGUCCGAAACCUGGUCCAGCUCAAGGAACAGUUCAACCCGUGAAAAUGAGAUUGUAAGGAAAGCAUUGAGGCGAGCAGAAGCACGGCCUAAAAGUGUGGCAAAAAGUGUGGAGGACAUCACGGCAGACUUACCACGAGAAGAAGAAGGGCAAAACCCAGCUGAUGACUUGAGACGCAUUAGUAAUGUUUCAUCCAUUCCGUCGCAUUCCUCAUACUUAUAUUCGGAUCCAGAGCACCUGAAGAAGAUGAGCAAAUCAGUUCCCUCAUUCUUACAGGACGAGCUAAGUGGAAGUGUGAUGACCAUGUACAGCGGGGACUUUGGGAACGUGGAGGUUCAGGGAUACAUCCAGUUCUCCAUCAACUACAUCCUGAAGCUCAGAGAGUUUCACAUCUUUGUGGCUGAGUGCCAAGACUUGGCUGCAGUUGACCCAAAGAGAGGCCGCUCAGAUCCCUACGUCAAAAGCUACCUGUCUCCUGACAAAGCUAAUCUGGGAAAGAGGAAAACAUCUGUAAAGAAGAAGACACUGAAUCCAAAGUUCAACGAAAUCCUCAGAUAUCGUGUUCGCAUGGAGUACCUCCGAACCCAGACGCUUAUUCUCUCUGUUUGGCAUCAUGACACGUUUGGCAGGAACAGCUUCCUGGGCGAAGUAGAUUUGGACCUCUCCAAGUGGGACUUUGAUCACACCCAGAUGAACUACUUAGCCCUGAAAGCAAGGACUGCACCCACUCUGUCGCCAUCGCUUGGUCGAGGAGAGAUCAGACUAGCCCUGCGUUUCCUGCCACAUAUCAUCCGCAGUGAAGGAUUGGCUAAGGGAGCUCCAAACACAGGAGAGGUUCACAUUUGGGUGAAAGAAUGCAAGAACCUGCCUCUAAUCAGGCCAACCAUCGACCCAUAUGUUAAGUGCUUCGUGCUGCCGGACACGAGCAGGAAGAGUCGCCAGAAGACGCGUGUGAUGCGGAGGACAGUGGACCCAGCGUUUAACCACACAAUGGUGUAUGAUGGCAUCAGACAGGCUGAUUUAUUAGAAGCAUGUGUGGAGCUCACUGUCUGGGACCGAGACAGGCUAGCCAGCAACCUGCUGGGGGGCCUGAGGAUUGGAGCUGGAACAGGCAAAAGUUAUGGAGCAUCGGUGGACUGGAUGGACUCAACUCCCCAUGAGGUGGCGCUGUGGGAGCGCAUGAUGGCCACCCCAAAUCAGUGGGUGGAGGAUAUACUCCCAUUAAGAGUGCUGAACUCUUCAAAAACUAGUUUCAAAUAAGGCACAGUAUAUCAAACUGCAAAGACACUAUAUUAUCUGAGAGGUAUAAACACAGUAAAUGAACCAUUUUAAAGCUUUAAACUUAUUCAAGAAAGGCUUUCUAAGAAUUUCAAAAAUCUGAUGAAAAGUAAAGUCAGGACACUGAAGUGAGAAAAAGGAAUCAACCAUGUGGCUGUAAUUUAAACCUCCACAGGUUUAACACUGAUUUUCCAUCACAUGGUGGAGCUAUCCAGACACUGGCACAGUUUUGAGCUUUUGUUCAAGAAAUAAAGGAGAAGAAAUUUAAGACACCUGCUGGUGUUGGCUUUUGCCUUUUAUGGAUGUUCAGAGAAGAAUGUUACUGGACAAAAAGUUGUACCAGGAUCUGGAUUUAUGUCUUUUAACACUACACGCAGUAUGACGAAGGUCCACCAUUUUGUUCUUAAAUAAUUUGAGUUGCUCCCAAUGUGCAACAUUUCUGUUUACUCCCUAAAUAUCUCGAGCCAAAUUAUCAAGACAUGAUCUCAGAAAGCUUUUCGUAAGGCUAUUAUGAACCAACAUGGGAUGGCAAACUGUCAAAACAAUAGAAAAAUGUUUAUAACCGGUUGCUUCUCAUCCUUCUCAUACUAACUUUUGUUUGACAGUAUUGCUAUAAAUGAAAUUGAAUUAACCUGCAUAUCUGACCUGAUGAACUGUUGCACUUACUAAAAGUGGGAUUAAAUAAAUUAAAGGUUCAGCGUGUUGGUUUUAGAGGCAUCAAUUGGCAGAAAUGUAUAUAAUGGCUACAAUUAUGUUUUCAUAAGGGUAUAAUCACCUGAAAAUAAGAAUCAUUGUGUUUCUGUUACCUUAGAAUGAGCUGUUUAUAUUUACAUAUGGAGCGGGUCCUCUUCCACGGAGUCGGCCAUGUUGUUUUUUUAACAGUAGUCCAGAAUAACGAACCAAACAGGGUCUCUAGGCAGGGCCAAUAGCAUUUUCACGUCAGCCACCGUAGUUCUCCUACACGCUUGGCAUAUGGGAAAAGUUUCUGUUCUGCAAACUCACUGCUAGAUCCCACUAAAUCCUUCGCCCUGGACCUUUAAACAAUGAUGACUUUCAGGUUUUCUGUGUUUUGUCAGUGGUAGUUUAGAGGUUAACCUGUGGAUUCUCUGAUUCAUAUACUGGUAUUGACUGGUUAUUAAAUUCACUAAAUUUCUCCAAUGUUUAUGACCCAAAACUAGCCUCAGCUUUACUUUGUCUUAAUUUGUGAAUAUUAACAUGCUUAACGUGCUUAACUAAUAUGGUGAACCUGUACCUGCUAAAAAUCAGCCCAUUAGCAUUGUCUGUAUGAGCACGUUGACUUUAGCAUUUAGCACAAAGCACCGCUAUGUCCAAAUGAAUCCUCAAAGACCUGUUAGCUUGACUGUCAACUCUCCGUCUUAUUUCUAUAUUUUUUACGUUACAGCGCUGGUCGAUUUGGAAAAUGUAAUUAAUAAUUUAUUACUUAUAAUACCAGUGCCAAUACUUAUUAUAUAACUAUAAAUUCACUUUCUACGCACAUGUUUAAAAGAACACAAUUUCAAACAAUAUCAUUCAUUCAUUUAUUUAAAAAAUAAUUCACAGAUUCAUUCACAUUUUUUUCGUCACUAAUUCAUUUCUCAUCAAUACAAAGUAGUUACAUUCAGAACUGUUUUAUAACCUUUUAUGGGUUUGAGCACUUCAAGCAAAAUUUCAGUUACUAUAAUGGAAUUGAAAAUCUCAGAGACCGAUAUCUCAAAACCUGUGCAAAUAAAACAAAAGCUGUCUACAUGGAUAGACAGAAUAUGAGAGAACAUGUUUUUCUUUUUGUAAUUUUGGUGAAGCAAUCCUGUGAAUUGUAAGGAUAGAUAACUGCUGACCAUCAUGUUGUUUCUUCAGUAUUACAAUACUAUAAUUCUUACCACUUUCCCCGUGUUUUACUAUGUCUGCAAUGUGUCUCUGUCUCUCUGGGGAUUUAUUGGCUUUCAGACAGAGAAACAAAGAGUUAAGAUGACAUUACAAACAAUUACAGCCACCACAGGGCUGCUGUAGCAGCUCAGGGAUAAUGCACCUGUGUGAGAAAGGAAGACAAGAAGCAUCAAGACUUUUCAUGUUAUGAUGUUGCAUGUUUUCUCUAUUAAAUGUUGCAUAAUUAAAUAAGAACUGCUGACUGUCUGUAAGUAACUUUGUCCCAGCCCACUCAUGCAGGUACACACACAUACACAAAGACAUGUCACAUUCUGUGCAGAUGAUGACCUUUUGUGGAUGUGAGAAUUGAACCAAAACCAUGAUCGGUAAUGACAGAACAUAAUUCUGUUUCGUAUGCUUGCAGCAUGGCUCUAGGUAUGGAUGGCACUGUCACUCUGUUGAUCCACCGAGUGGUUCAGACUGAAAUAUCUCAACAACUCUUGAAAGGAUUGCUGGGAAAUUUUGUACAUACAUUCAUGGCCAACAGAGCUCUGUUAGGAUGAAUUCUAAUGACCCUGACUCUUCUUCUAGUGUACUAAAAAGUUAGAGUAUUCUGUUUUCCAAUGACAUCUCAAAAUCUUCUGAAGUUUUACGGACAGUCACCGCCCCCCUCUGGAUUAAAUGUAA